AUGAAUGUGAAGAUGGAAAUUGGUGGCUCAGAGGUGAUGUUCACUGGAUCGUUGAUUAAAUGCGUGAUCGAAUUGAAGAAUAACUACUUUGGAUUAUAUGAUUCGAUGACUGACGUCACACAUCCCGAAGCGAAUGUAACGACACGAUCCAUAUAUAAUCGAGUACCUCCGAAUGCCCCUGUGGAAGCCUAUAGACCAAUGGAGGUUAUAUUCGAUCUCAGAGUGUUCAACAUCAGAGCUCACUGUCUGACCUAUGCGUCGUUGUCAGAGGAAAAGAGUUUCUGCCCGGUUUUGUAUACAGAAGAGAUUGCUGUUGUGAUAAAGAAGGGUUUCAAAGAAACCAUAAUACAGGUUUGGCGUUGGUCGCUUGUGCCAGCGUAUUUCGAACGUUGCGCCUCUACACAGAAUGACGGGUACUUGACUCUGUCUGGAUUGCAGUUCAGAGGACAUGCAAUGUUCUCAUCAGUUGAUUGUCCAUGGGAUAUGGCUGUCGUUGAGUACUGCUGGCUCACAGAAAUUCUGAUUGGUGAGGUCGGAGGGUGUUUUGGUAGUCCAUCUCAGAUUAUCACACUGGUUAACUUUCUCGACACAUUGCUGUUGUUGGUUAUUGCGAAGGAUGACGCAAAAAUUGUCCCAGACAGGUUCAAGUUUUGCCAGCAUGGGCAAGUACAGUCUGCUCGGCUGAAGUAUCGCCAGAUGCGUAUUGCUGUGGAUGGUGUGCAGUUGGCUUUGACGGAUGAAAAUACUGCUAUUACGGUGAGCCACAGCUCAAAGGCGAACUGGGCAGUCACUCUUCGCUGA
Messenger RNA from Cooperia oncophora, 801 nucleotides. The record is from the annotation of a GenBank genome assembly. NCBI's taxonomy places the organism in Eukaryota, Metazoa, Nematoda, Chromadorea, Rhabditida, Trichostrongylidae.